AUGGCUAUAGGCAAAGCCAAGGUACCUGAGUACCCAAGACCAGUCUCCCCGGUUUCUGCGGACGAACACCCAAUCUGCCGCAAUACGAUAGUCUAUGACGAAGGCGAUGAGAGUUCUGAGGACUCGGAAAUGCCAAGAGCUGCAAAGAGACGGCGAAUUGAGAGCUAUGCUACUGCCUACCUGCGAGGAGAGACUUUAUUCAUCGCCAGCGCACAAUUGAAAGGUCCUUUUAGCAAUGGGUGGCAGAAUCCGUGGAGAAGGAGAGGUGGGCAACGCCCUGAGAAAGAGACUGCACGGCUAGAAGUUCCAGAAACAACCAUCAGAUCCCAACCGCGACGCAGUGCGCGCUCACUGCACCAUGGGGCCCGAAUGUCUUCAAGCCGCUCAACACCAAUAAGCCCUGUGAUCCAACCGAUCAAGCAAACCCUUACCAGCAGUCAGGCGAACGUUCUCAACGCUGUCAGCUCAAAUCUGCAGGCCUCCGUGACGCAUACCGGAGUACCAAGCUCCAAAAACCAACAAGUCGAGGACUGGCUAAAAAAAAAUGACGGCUAUUCCAAGGCAGAGGAGCAUCAGCCCCAUUCUUCCCCUACUCCAAUGGUCGGACUAGUAAGGGUUCGCACCAAGAAGUGGGAAUCUCCCGUUAUCAAUAUCGAGUUUCCUCCUUUAGUAGACGAUGUUGUCAGCCUUGCUGCUUUACCCCCUCUACGACAGCCUGAUUUGCGCAAUGGAAGAGCUGUUCUUCCGAUGACGGAGCCGCAACAGCCUAAAUCAGAAUUAUGUAAACCAAUGCUGAUUGCAUCUGGUUCUGUGGGACCUACCUUGGAGACCACGUCUCAACACAUGCAAGAGAAUGUUUUGGAUGUGAAAGGCCGCUCAAAGCCCAUUGCAGAGAGUGAUCCACCAGCAGAGAUAACUUCCUUUGCUGCAAAGCGCAGAUCCUUGCAUACAAUCCCCCCUUCGAGUCAUUUACCUGCAUUUGAAUAUCGGCGUGCAAUUGCUAGAGAAGCUACUCACUCUAUUGAGCCAGCAGAGGAAGUUAACAGUGCACCUGAAGCUCCCGCAGGACAAACAACUGAAGCGGAUGUGGUUCCAGAUGCUGAUAAUCAAGUCGACUCAAACGGUCAGUCUGCAUCACUGCACACCGCCGAAGAAAGACUUUCAUCUGGCUUGCCCGGAAUCACGACUGUGCUACCGGAUAACGUGCACCCAAACCAAGGCACGCCAAACGAUAUCCCCUCUGCUCAAAUACCAACUCAGAUGCCACUUCAGUCAGCACCAUCGAACCUAUCUGGGACAGGUGUUUUGCUUCAGGAACCUGAGCAGGGGAUAGCUCAAACUGCCUAUCACAGUCCGCUGAAGCAAAUUCUUCCAGAUGCUACAGAACCCCCGACAGAAGACUCCCUGUCGAAGUCAUUCGUUGCCCUAGAACAAAGUGUUGACAAGAAUACACCGCUCCAGUCAGUCCAAGUGCCAGCCCCAUUACAUUUGGCAGUUACACCGAACCCGAAACUUAGCAACCCUUCGGAUACACAAGAAAUGAUUGAAAGCAUCACACCAUUUGAAUUUAGCACCGUCAAGAAAAACAAAGCGGGGAGAAUUCAAAAUAUUCCGGCACUACGGACGGCGACAAAGACCCGUACUACGCGUAUACGGAAGCGAGCAUCUUUCGCCCCAGAAGAGGCGUCUUCAGGCUCUGCGGCAGGGUCACUGAAGGCUGUCAUGAAAGUGGCCAAGUCCGCAAUCGUAAAUCUCGAUAGUCUCAAGGGCCUGAAAAGCACAUGGGACGACGAAGAUGAAGACAUUAAUAGCAUGCAUCACAUCCAAGGUAGCACACCAAGGUUUGCUUCUAGUGAAGUAGCAAUGAAGAUUGGUACUCCAAGAGGGAUCCUAAAGCCAUCUUCCAACCCUUCUGCUCCUGCUCCAACGGGGACCCACCGUACAUCGUCCUCCGCCAAACAAGAUGCGCAACAAGUGAGGGCUCUAGAUAUGAUUGAAGGCGAACUAGAACAACCUCAGGAUGAUUUCGACGUCAAUGCGGCUAUUGACGACUUGGGUAGUUUUCUCGGGACGUGGGAUGUGGAGAAGGAAGCACUGGGAUUUUCUGAGGCCCAAGGAUGA
Molecule: messenger RNA, 2121 nt
Organism: Exophiala aquamarina CBS 119918
Lineage: Eukaryota; Fungi; Ascomycota; Eurotiomycetes; Chaetothyriales; Herpotrichiellaceae
Exons: 1
Coding region: 1-2121 (706 amino acids)
Source: RefSeq, a predicted model, not a curated record